AUGGCCUUGGCGGGCGGCCCGUGCGCCCGGCUGCUGCUCCCGCGACUCUCGAGACAGCUGUGCGCGCGGCGCGGGGCUGUCCACCGGGCCAUGGCCGGGCUGCGCCGCUUCGCAGUAGAGAUGCCCGACCACACCCUGACUCACUUUGCCCUGGGCUCCCAGAGCCCCGGCGACCAGGACCCGCGGCUGGGCGCGCUGCUCGGGCCCCCGGGGCGCAGCUACUCGCUCUGCGUGCCAGUGGCCUCGGGGGGCGGCUGCGGGCCGAGGGUCCGGGCGGCCCGGCUGCACCAGCGCUUGCUGCACCAGCUGCGCCGGGACCCUUUCCAGCGGUGCCAGAUGCGCAGGCUGCUGGGCUACGCUCCUGGCAGCCAGGCUGGCUGUGUGCAGCACGGCUUUCUGCUGCGCGACCCCCACGACGACCCGGACACUCGGCGCGCUCUGCUGGGCCUUCUGGGCACCUGCCCGGAGACCCUGCGCCUGCACCUGGGUGAGUUCGAGGUAGACUCGCAAGGAACCCUGAGGCAGCGCCUCUGGGGGCUGCAGGAGGGCGCGCAGGUGCAGGUGGACUGCGCGUGCGUCGAGCCCACUCGGGAGCCCCUGCUGCACCCUAUGCUACCCGACCUGCCCAACUCCGUGGUCUUCCCAGACCGAGAUUCUGCCCGGGCUGUAUUGGAGGUGUGUACAUCCUUUAUUCCGGAAGCCCAGAAGGUGCUUGACCUGAUCGACCAGUGUCCAAAGCAGGUCCAAAAAGGAAAGUUCAAAGUAGUUGCCAUCGAAGGACUGGAUGCCACUGGGAAAACCACAGUGACCCAGUCAGUGUCGGAGUCUCUCCAGGCUGCGCUUUUACAGUCACCACCCUCUUGCAUUGGCCAGUGGAGGAAAAUUUUUGACGCUGAACCAACUAUCAUUCGAAGAGCUUUCUAUUCUUUGGGCAAUUACCUGGUAGCUUCUGAAAUAGCUAGAGAAUCAGCCAAGUCUCCUGUGAUUGUUGACAGGUACUGGCACAGCACAGCUGCCUAUGCCAUUGCCACCGAGGUGAGUGGGGGCCUGCAGUACCUGCCCCCUGCCCAUCACCCUGUGUACCAGUGGCCAGGAGAUCUGCUCAAGCCUGAUCAGGUCCUGCUGCUCACAGUGGAUCCUGAGGAGAGAGCACAGAGGCUACAGGGCCGUGGCCUAGAGAAGACCAAGGAGGAGGCUGAGUUGGAGGCCAACAAUGUCUUCCGUCAGAAGGUGGAAAUGACCUACCUGCGCAUGGAGAACCCAGGCUGCCACCUUGUUGAUGCCAGCCCCUCACAGGAGACAGUUCUGCAGACAGUUUUGAAACUGAUCAAAGAUGCUGGAAUCUAAUUGUAUUUCCUAUGGUUGGUGCCAUAUCUCACCAGAAUAGCCAGUGUGUGUGACACAUCUAAGCCCACCACCCCCGACCAAAAACACCGGAAACUAACUGCAGUUCCUAUGGCCAGGUGUCAAAUCACACUAGAACAGCCAUUGUGUUCUUAAGGACAAGAGCCAGAUCUCACCAGAAUAGCAAUUGUGUGACAGGCAAGGCCAGCAUUUGCUGUGCAGCUUUCCAGAUUCAGUGAUUUAGGCACAUUGAGGGGAGAAAAUUGGAGACUGGACAUUUUUGCUUUAUUUCCAAGCAAAUUGGAGGACCCAGAAAGCACCCGGUGAUUGCUUUUGUCUGGCACAUGAGUCAUCUUCUUGGAAUAUAUUUUUGUCUCCGUGACCACCACAUCUUCCCAAGGCUUGUUUUAUCCAGAAAGCAGCAUUUGUACAGAAGUAACCAGAGAGAUUUAAGCCAGUGAUGAGCCCUGAAACCUCGCCUCACCUCCUCCACCUGAUGUUCUGAAGGAAUCAGAUGUGGGCUGCAUUGACUCCUCCCAAAUGUUGUUGCUUUUUAUUGUGAUGGGUUGCAGGCAAGCAUUUGCACAGAGCCUGGCUGUCCAAGGACUUUGCUACCCACAGGUGGCCAUGGUAUCCUUCUUGCAUCAGAUGCACAAAUCACCUGGGACAGUGCCCUGGGUGAGCGACUCAGGACUGAGUAAAAGCAUUCCCUGUAACCUGCCAACACACCAACCUUCUUUCAUUAUAUUUUGCUUGUUUAUAUUCCAUUCCUUUACUCAGAAAUAUGGUUCUGAAAGAAAUAAGCAUUUUACACUGAGCUGGAUGCAUUUCUUUUGCUCAACACAGCCAUUUAUUUAUAUUGAUGUUUACAUCAUGUGUUGCCACAGUCUAGGAGCUAUGAGUCACUAAUUAAAGUUGAAGCCAAGAAGCUA
Molecule: messenger RNA, 2276 nt
Organism: Jaculus jaculus (lesser Egyptian jerboa)
Lineage: Eukaryota; Metazoa; Chordata; Mammalia; Rodentia; Dipodidae
Gene: Cmpk2
Product: cytidine/uridine monophosphate kinase 2
Exons: 5
Coding region: 1-1347 (448 amino acids)
Biological process (GO): dTTP biosynthetic process; dUDP biosynthetic process; dTDP biosynthetic process
Cellular component (GO): cytoplasm; mitochondrion
Molecular function (GO): dTMP kinase activity
Source: RefSeq, a predicted model, not a curated record